CCUCUGCACAUUUUCUCUUCCGUGCGCUCAGACAACAGCUACGUCGGCGAAUACUACAGAUUUCUCAAUUAAAUUCUGUUCAUUCACAUUUAAGUUCGAAAAGAUAGCCCAGUCCGCCUGACUAUUUCGAAUUGUCGGCGCUUUUGUGUGCAGGAGUGUGAAAAAGACGGAAAAUCCAAAAAAUACCAACACAGCGGGGAAUCGAAACAGUACAGACCUACACUUGAACAUGUCUUCAGCGGCCAAUUCGCCUGCGACUAAUUCGAACUCUGAUGACGAACAAAGCCGAUCGAAAUGGCAUAUACAACUAAAUGCGGACACACCUUCACCAAAUCCAAACACACCGUUAUCUACACCCACCUCAUUGCAUUCCAGCGCCGGUGGAGUUAGUGGUGGAGCAUCAAAACGCAAAAGUGCGUUUCUUCCAUAUCGGCCACAUGCCACUGUGCUAACAAACUUGCAGCGCGGCAAUACUGAAGCAACCUUUUGCCCAGUGGAAGUAGCAUUAUCAUUCCACGAACGUGCCGGUCAGGGUGAGAUCACCGAUGAUCAAGUGCGUAUAGAAUUCGAGCGUAAUGCUCGCAAUAUUGAUUUCAAAGAUGCUACUGGGUUUACUGCCCUACAUUGGGCAUCAUACUAUGGUCAGCUAGCUGCAGUACGUUUACUUGUUGAUUCUGGUGCUGAUGUGAAUGCCGAAGCACCUGAAAUGGUAACACCACUUUUGCUUGCAGCCUGUGGUGGUCAUAAUGAGGUGGUGCGUUUGUUGCUGGAACGUGGUGCUCGCCCUACACAUAUGGAUAUUGUUGGCAAUACGGCGUUAAUGUAUGCCGCUGCUGGAAAUCACCCACACACCUGCAACGAAUUGUUAGCCAAAGAUCCGGAUAUGACGGCAACCAAUGAGAAUGGUGAUACCGCAUACUCAUUGGCUGUAGAAAAUGGAGCUGUUUUGGCCCAAGCUGUGCUGGAGCAGUACUUGAGUGCGUUGUUGCUGCUUUAAAAGAGAACUAUUCUCAAAAGGAAUUGAUUAUGAAAAUCGUGUCACUAACAGCAACAACAACAGCAAUAGACGCAAUAACGCAACAUUCCUUUCGCUGAAGUGAGUUGAGCGCGCCGCUGAGCAUAAUCGAAGGCCGUAAAGUCGAUGGCAUAAAGAAGGAAAG
Molecule: messenger RNA, 1160 nt
Organism: Bactrocera tryoni
Lineage: Eukaryota; Metazoa; Arthropoda; Insecta; Diptera; Tephritidae
Product: DNA-binding protein RFXANK
Exons: 4
Coding region: 230-997 (255 amino acids)
Molecular function (GO): protein binding
Source: RefSeq, a predicted model, not a curated record